GCACUUCCUUCACCAACUUGGCAAGCUUUCUUUUAGAUUUUCUUUUACUGUUGUAAUAUUACAUUAUUAACAAUGGCUUUCUCCAAGACUUUCCUUCUUCUUGGCUUCGCUUUUGCUGUUAUUCUUCUCGUCUCCUCAGAGGUCUCUGCUCGUGAGCUCGCUGAGACCACCCAGGGAACCAACGUGGAACAGUCCAAUUAUGCCGACCAUGGAUACGGACACGGAUACGGACACGGCCACGGUGGAUACGGACACGGUGGAUACGGACACGGUGGACAUGGACACGGUGGCCAUGGUGGCCAUGGCGGCCAUGGAGGCCAUGGCGGACAUGGCGGCCAUGGAGGCCAUGGCGGGCAUGGUGGUCAUGGAGGACACCCUGCUGAUAAAACUGAAGGUGGAGGGAACUAGAGAAAAUUUAGUUUCUUACAAGCUGAAAUAAGAUUGUGUAGGUUUUUAAAGUGUGUGUCAAUUAAUAAGUGUGCUCGGGGAUCUGGGGUUGAAUGUUUCAUAUUAAGAGAGCAUGGACAGUUGUAUUUGUUGAGUUUCGCUCGCUUAAUAUUUGUAUUUGUAUUACUCCAUCUUAUAAGUAUGUUUCUUUGAAACUUCUUUUAUAUAAUGAAAAUUUGUGCUAUCUACAA
This is a messenger RNA of Pistacia vera, 638 nucleotides long. Its product is annotated as cold and drought-regulated protein CORA-like. Lineage: Eukaryota; Viridiplantae; Streptophyta; Magnoliopsida; Sapindales; Anacardiaceae. The transcript is spliced from 3 exons. Bases 73 to 408 code for a protein of 111 amino acids. The record is from RefSeq and is a predicted model, not a curated record.